AUGAUAAUUAUAUAAAACUUGAAGUUUAUCCAAAAGAUUCUUCAUUGACAAAAAAUUAACUUAAAAUGUUGAUAAUUAACAAAAUCAGUAAGGAUUUUUUGUGAUAAUUUCAGAGCAUGUGAUAAAAUUGUCAUGCAAAAUUAUAGAAGGAUUAAUCCUCUUGUAAUGGAUGAUUUCGCCAUUUAUUUUUUUUCUCCACGCGCAGUGUCUAAAGUGGUGUACAACGAUUAGAUAAGCACUUCGGUUCAUAGUGCGCUUGGGAUACAGACCUCAUAAGAGACCGUGAUUUUGACGAACCGGUCUCAGUUCAAUACGCGUUUGCAUACUUGCAAAUUCAUUUGCUGGGAUGUUAUUAUAUUUUCAACUAAAAUAAUAACUUCUCUUUAAUAAUAAUGCUGUGAGACUAAGUGAAUCUGUCUAUAAAUUAAACAAAUUUUCCAAAACUCCGUUUAAAAACAAAAUCCGGAUUAUGAAUUUAUAGUCUUCAUUUUAGUGUGCAUUUUCGGAUAAAAAGUGAAACUGAUUUAUUUAAUAGUUGUACAUUUAAAAAAAAUAAUUCAAGAUGCCGACUUGCGCGAGUGACAAUUCUUUACACUUUUAUGGAUCUAGAAGUCCGUCUGGAUCACGCAGCAAUAGCGUGUCGCCAAUAUUGUCAAGCUCUCCUCUCUCUAGCUCGCCGACGCAAAUGAACAUGAUGACAAACUUUAAACGUUCUAUUUCAGACAUGUCAAACUCGUCUCAAUCUUCUACCUGGUCUGAAAAGUCUGCUAGUAGUGCAGUAGCAGCACCCACGAUAAUGUUGCGUAGGAAUAAAUGUAAGCAUCAAAAUCAACCACCAUCAGUAUCAUCACCACCAAUUGAUAACAAACAGCAUCCAAAAAUCAACAUACCUAAACGGGGUAUUUUGAUACGUUUAAUAAUGUGGUACUUUAAUUUCAUUGUUCACAUCGUCAGUGGUACGAUAAACACAACAUUAUUCAUGAUGCGAGCUCCAACAGUUUGGGCUUCUUUUUGGGUCUGCAUAUUUUUCGUGAUUCUCCAGUUGCCUCUGACAUUCCUUAAAUAUUUCAUCUCUAUUCUCUAUACACCGGCAUCUGAGCUAGCUCGUCACAAAAGAUGCGUGUUGAUAAGCGGUGGAAGUACCGUCCAAGCUGUACAUCUCGCCAGAAAUUUUCACAAAGCAGGCGCGAGAGUAAUCGUCUGUGAAAUAGAAGGUUUAUUUAGUCUAGCACGCUUCUCUAUAGCUUGCUCAAAGUUCUACACAGUCCCACGACCCAGCUUGAACAACGCAAUGGAGUACAUAAAAGCAUUGAAAAAUAUCGUCGAAAAAGAAAAAGCUACCUAUUAUAUACCAGUGAGUUCAACGAGCCCAGCUUACUAUGACGCGUUAGCAAAAAUUCAUUUAGAGACACUGGGUUGUGAGUGUUUUGUGCCUUGUGCCAGUGAAGUAACAGCUCUAGAUGACCCUUUGGAAUUAUUAAAACGUUGCCAGUCUGCGGGAUUAACAACUCCAGUUUAUUUUGUUCUGAAAUCCGUUGAUGAUGCUUUGUUGCUCUACGAAACUGGAGCGCUAAGAUCCGACAGACACAUGAUGCUGGCAGCAGGUCCAGCUGGUCUUCGAGAUCGCAUCAAACUCGCCUUACCGCCAAGUGCUCAAGAGUUUCAAAAUAUUCGUCACGAUAUCAGUGACAAGAAGCCUUGGGUAGUAAUCCGUGACCCGGGAGGUCCUCAUUACAUUACUUGUACGACAGUUAAAAAUUCAAAGGUGGUCGCCAAUGUUAUUUGCCGAGUUGAUGAAGCUAAAGGCUUGAUACCAGAGACGAGGAACGAUAUUCAGCAGUGGCUGGAACUUUUCUUCGCGCGCUCCUUCAGCUUGAUGCCUAUCAGCGGUCACCUGAGCUUCAGACUGGUCGCUUCUGAAAAUAAUGAGAUCUUUCCAAUAGGAUGUCGCGUUGGUGUGGGCUUACCUUAUGUCUGUUUGACGAGUGUCCAUCCGCGACUAGUUUGGCGACCCUGCAGGCACUUUUCACGGCAAAGCUCGGGUCCACUGCUGGUCGGUGAACCCUGUCAGAUCAAAGAAAAAGCUUUUCCAAGUGCCUUAAAGCAGGCUGCUGAUAAAGCAACCAAUUUCUUCGGCAGUGUCCUCAACAAAAGGGAAGCUCUUUUUGUUUACUGGGACCCUUUGCCUUACUGCGCUUACUAUCAUCUUCAAUUGCCGUUCAUACGCAUUGCAGGAGCGCUCAGGGCGCAGCCUCAUCAACAUAAUCCACCUCUUGCUGUUGUACAGUGAAUGUUCUAGGACAUAAAAAAAUAAACUGAUGUAUUUA
Molecule: messenger RNA, 2327 nt
Organism: Cotesia glomerata
Lineage: Eukaryota; Metazoa; Arthropoda; Insecta; Hymenoptera; Braconidae
Exons: 1
Coding region: 563-2290 (575 amino acids)
Source: RefSeq, a predicted model, not a curated record